Messenger RNA from Paramecium octaurelia, 8631 nucleotides. The record is from the annotation of a GenBank genome assembly. NCBI's taxonomy places the organism in Eukaryota, Ciliophora, Oligohymenophorea, Peniculida, Parameciidae.
AUGUCAUUUGCAAUCUUUUUUUUAUCUUUGAUUGGUAACUUAAGCGGUCUGCAAAUAAGUCUAAUGGAUUCUUUGUAUUAAUAUAGUCAAGAGUCAAUAGUGAUAUCUGAAAAAACACUAUCAAAUUUCAAUGCUUUUAGAUAUGGAUUAUGGUCAAAAUAUAAUCCUCUAACAAACAUUUAGUAGGUAGGAAAUGUGGGAUUGUUUGAUAGCAAUUGCUUUCUGUUACAUAGUGCAGUAGAGGAGCUUUCAUAGGCUCUUAAUCUAAUGUAUUAUGAUUGUGUAGACUAUUCUUCAAAGAAGGUCCAGAAAAAAAUUGUAUUUAUAGACAAUGAUGAAGUUGAACAUUCAUUUUCAAUCGACAUAAAUCCCCUAGAGUAUGAGAAUGUUUGGUAUUUAUUUGAAAUAAUACAAUGGCCAUAAUUAGAAAGAUUUGAGUUAAGGAUUAUUUAUAAAUAGGAAACUUUCAAUGAGUUUUUGAAUAUUAAAAAACCUUUUAAAGAUGAAAAUUUAAAGCUUAUCUUUGGUGGGGGAAUGAUUGUAACUAAUUCUAAGAUUGGAACAAUCACACCAGGUACAAAAUUUUCGUAUUUUCCCGGUAAAUUGAUUAAAGUUCAAUUUUAAUUUGAAGUCAUCUCUGUGGAUGAAGAUUAAGAACUAUUGGCAAGAUCAUCAUUUAUUCCAUACGAAUAAUGUGUUUGUUAAAUUAAUGAUAUUUUGGUACAAGAUGAUUUUUCUAUUAAUGGACUGGAAAAUUAAAUUUUUACUUCUUAGAAUAUAAACUGUAACUCUUUCUAAUUAUCUGGAUGGUUAAAAAUUACUGAUAUAAUUUAGAAUUCAGAUGCAUUUACUUAUUAGUUCAUCACUCUCUCUUCUAAUUUUUAAAACUAAUUAGGCGAUAAAAAUUUAUCACCUUUUACUUUGUCGUAUAAGAUUUCUCAAAUAAAGAAUUAAAUCAUUGUAACAACUUAUAGCUACACAUUUCCAUCAGUAACAAUAAGUUUUUCUGACGAUCCAUUUCUAAUAACAAAAGAACUCGAUCUCAUAAAUACCUUAAUUCUUUGGUAAUAAAUAAAUAUCCAACUCCUUAACGAUUAAUUAAUAGUCAACAUUAAAUUUUAUGAAGGACAUGAUAUUUAUGAAUAUAACAUCUAAUAAUAAGUAAAUUAGUUUAAAUGUACUCGAUAUAAAAUUUAGUAUGGUAACAUUUUAUAAUCAGCUACAAAUUAUUUAAAAAUUGUAGCUAAAUCAAUAGGGUUUAAUAAUUGUAAUACAAUUGAUACAUUGUAAACUUGUCAUUACAGUUGCUAAGAAUGUGAUGGCCCAACUUAAUACAACUGUUUAUCUUGUUCUAUUGAGUCUUAAAGAAUAUAUCUGCCUGAUUUCAAAGCAUGUAUAUGUCCCUUUGAUACAAUCGAUGAAACGACUUGUAAAUCUUAUAUAGACUCAAAUUUACAUGUAUCAAAUGAAAGAAAAGUAAUGCCUAAAUGCAAAUAUGGGUAUUUUGAAUAUGAAGAUAGUUGUUUUCGUUGGUAUUUCUUUUUAAUAUGCAAGCCCUACCAUAAUUAAUGAUUAAUUGGUUACAUGCUUAGAGUGCUUAUAAAAUCCUUAAGAAUGGAGCAAGGAUUCUUAUUGCGAAUACGACUUAUUCAUAAGCAAAAGUGGUGAAGUGGCAAAUUAUGUAUGGAGGGGUUUUAGUUAUUAUUAUAUUUUUGACGGAAAUGAGUUGAUAAUUUGCAAGAAAUGUGUCACAACUCCUUCUUUUUUGGCUGAAGAUUUACAAAUAGAAGAAGUCUUAGGUCCAAAAAAUCUAGGUAUCAUUUGCUAAAUUAUGGUUGAUAAUUGCGCUGAUUGUUGGAUAUCUAUUGAUGGAUUUCAAUGCUAUAAUUGUUUCUUUGGAUAUAAUUUGAUAAAUGGUGUUUGCGUAAGUGAAGUCGAUUACACUGUUAAUGUCAAAAACUGUCCUCCAUCAUAUUACAUUACUUCUCAAAGAAGAUGCAAGUUAUGUCCCAUUCUUAAUUGUAAAUACUGCUUUGAAUAUCAAGUCGACGAUUUAUCUAAAUGCACUCUAUACAAUAGAUUUGUAGAUUUCGAUUUGGAGACCGAAAUCAAAAUUGGAUGUGCAUUAUGUGAGGAUACCUAUAUUUUUGAUUUUGAUAUUGGAAUCUGUACAUUAGAUAAUCCAAAAAUGGAAAAUUGUUUGAGAUCAUAUAGAUAUGAUGGCUAAGAGAUCUGCACUUUAUCAUAAAUUGAUGACUUUAGUGUGGCUCUUGAGAUAAUUAAUUGCUAAAAACAUUUAUCUCAUUGUGAACAAUGUGUGUUAUCACCUGAAUUUACAAUCAAAUGCAUUGUCUGUCAGGUUGGAUAUAUUGCUUCAACUUCGAAUGGAGGGUGUUAUAUGGCUGAAUAGUAUGGGUUCGACGGAGCUAAAAUUAUAAUUGAUGCUGUCUAUGAAUUUAAAGAUGGAUGGGUUCAAAGAAUUUAGAGUUUUAUGAUGAACUUUUUACCAAAUAAAUAGUUCUAUUUUCAAUCUAGACUCAACUAAUGGCUUUUAUAAAUGAUAGUCGAAUGUUAAGAGAAUUAUUACAUUGACUCUAAUUUCAUUUGCCAUAAAAAAUGCGAUUCCUCAUGUUUAGCUUGUACAUUUGAUAAAAACGGUACUUAAGUUUGCAGCAAAUGCCCUUUAAAUUAUUAUUAACAACCAAUUAGAGAUUAAAUAAAUGGAACUUGUUCUUUAUGUAGUUAGUUAUGUGAUGCCUGUACAUCUAGAACAGAUGCUGAGAUAAAAGUAUUUAUUUAUUUCAGUUUAGACUAAUCAACCGAAUUUUAUUCUUAAAGAUACCAAUUUUAUCCAUACAAAGAAGUGUCUAAAGCAAAUUUAACUUCCUAACAUCUAUUUGGAUCCAUAUGAUUUAACUGCUAAGUAUUGUUUUGAUGAAACAUGCUCAAAAAUGCUCAAAUAUAUUUAUUAGGUAGAUUAUUGUGAAUGGUUUAAUUUGUUUUGGGAAGACUAAAUAGAUUUUAAUUAUCUUAAUUCAUAAGGGAUAGAUAGCUUGGUUUUAGGUUUUAAUUUUACAAACUCGGUUGUCGGUUUUAAUACUUUUUACCCUACUUGCCCAUUUUACAACAUUGAAAUGAAUAUUUAAUCAAAAAGGCUAGUAUAUUCUCUCAAAUAUGUGCAUUUCAUUUAUACCUCUAUAAAAGGAUUGAUAAUAUCAUCUAAUAGGGGUUUGUAUUUCAGUAAUUGCGACAAAAUAGAAUUUAACUAAAUUAUUCUUUACACUUUUCAUAAAUUUAAGAUUGUAAUGGAAAACAAUCAUUAAUAAAUCUAAUUAUCUUUGUUCAAUUUUACAAUUUUAGGUAGCAUAAUUUAGGACACAUUUUCAGUAUUUCAAAAUGAAAAAUUUGGUGAUAUAAUUAUGAAUGAUGUGUAUCUCUUAAAUUCAAGCUUUUUAAACUCUUCAUUUUUGAAUUUAACAGAUUAAUUAUUUUAGGGGACAAUUUAGAUAGAAACCCUUGUUAUUCGAAAUUGCACUUUCGUAAACUCAAAUUUAUUUCAAAUUACUAAUAAUCAACUUAUAUUGUCUUUUAAAAAUGUUCUCAUUGAGGAUUCUGAAUUUACAAAUGUAUCUAUAUAUUUUUUUGAUUUCGCUGUUUUGCAAUCAAGUUUAGUAGAUGCUUAUGAUAUUACAGUGAAGAAUAGCAAAUUUGUAAACUCAAGUCUUUUUAAUUUUUAGACUGAUGUUAUUCUACAUCUAACGUACCUAUAAUUGGAAUCAAAUACUUUUAUAUCAACAAAUUUUAUUAUUUCAAAUCAUAAUACCUCAUUAUCAUACAUCAAAAUGCAAAAUAAUUAAUUUGAACAAUCACAACUAAUUACCAUGCUUGAGAGAACAGAAAAUUAAACAAUGGUUGUCCUCCUAAAUUAAUUGGAGGCUUCAAGCAAUCAAUUUGAGAACUCUUAAUGUUUUAAAUUAUUUUCUUCUAAAGAGUUUAGCCAAGUCGAUUUAACAAUAUCGAAUCUAAUAUUUAAUGAAAUAUUAAGUAUAGAUAGUUCAGAUUCAAGAUCCUAUUUAUUUCAAAUUAGGGCCCUUAAAAUAAAAAUAUAGAAUGUGGUUUUUAGAAAUUUAAAAAAUAUCUUUCUAUUUUCUAUUUUUGAUGCAAAUGAGAUCCUUGUACAAAAUAUAAUUUAUGAAAAUUCAGCUUAAAAUUAUUAAGUGCCAUUUUCAUAAUAAUGUUAAGUUGAGAUUAAAGAGAAAAACUAAAUGCUGAAGAUAGAGAAUUUCUUUACUCUAAAAAUUCUCUCCGUCUAAAUUCACAACUAAUUUGCGAUUGAUGAAUCUUUUUUAGAUUUAUCGUAGAAAAAAUAGUUUACGAAUUCUGCUAAUUUAGAUAUUGCAAAUCUUACUUUUAUAGGAAAUGUGUAAAUAUAUAAAAAAUCAUAACGUUUGCUUUCCCUUUUAGCUCUAUAUUCCGAAUGGAGUCUUAAUGUACACAUUCAGAGAAUUAAAUUUUUGGAAAAUUGCUUACACUCAAUAUCUGAGAUUUAUUUUUUAUCAUAUGCAUCCUUGGUUUUCUUUAAUGUCAAAUCAAGUAACAUUGAAAUCUUUGAUUUUUCUUCUCAAAGCAAUGCAUUUACAAAUUCAUCCAAUUCAUUCAUUUUCAUUGAAGCUAAUACAAUUAAAAUUUAAAAUUUAUAAGUUUCUAACCAUAAUAUUCUAACUUCUGAAUUAUGGGAAAGGUUUUAUGGUAUACAAUUAGAUGCAUUUCUUAAUUAAUACUAAAUAAAUCAGGUUGCCUUUUAGGUCCUAAAUAUUUCAAAUAUAGGAGGUGUAGGAUAAUUAAAAGCAUCAGUUUUUACUUGUUUUAAUUGUAACUUCUCAAAUGUUCUUGCUUUACAGAAUUUCCUUUUUGACAUUACCACUUUAGAUUAAGGAAUAAUAAAACUCAUUAAUCUGAUUGCAAGUAAUUUAAUAGGUGAUUCGAAAUAAGAGACUAAUAGUUAAGGCUGUAUCAGCAUUUCCUCUUAAGACAGUCCACUCGAAAUUGAAUUUUCAAAGGCUUAGUUUAUGAAUAUCUUUAAUAGAAUGUCUCCAUCUGUGCUAUCUAUUUAGCCAUCAAAAAUUAGAAAUUAGAUUAAAUUAAUUGAUACUUCGUUUGAAAAUUGUCUAUCCCUAAUGAAUUCAAUACUUUUGAUACAAUUCUCCAAUAGGAUAUCUAAUAAAAAUAGUUUAGAAUUGCAAAAUAUUAUGAUAGUAUAGCAGUUGAAUUCAUGGCUGCAACAUUUUUAAUAAAUGGGAAUUCUAAGUCUUUCAGAACUAUUAAUUAUUUCAAGUAGUCAAAAUUCAUUGUUUAAUAUUGAAAGUUCUUCAAUAGUCAUCUAAAAUGUUAUUAUUGAAGGUGUGUAUCUAGCACCAAUAUUUAAAAUUAUAAAUGCGCCAAAAUUUAUAAUUAGUUAAGUUUAGAUCAGAGAAAUUACAGUAUUUUAUUCAUUUACUUUGAUAAUUAUACAAUAAACACUGGAUAUUCAAACAAUAAAUUUGUGUGAGGAUGUAAAUAUCUUCAGCACUUCAAUUUAUGAAGCAGGACUUUAAAGAGUUGAUUUAUCAGAUUUUGAUUUUGCUCUUAAUGAAUGUGUUGUGGUAACCACUCUAUAGAAAAAGUUUGAAGAGAAUUAAUUGUUUUACUACUUAAAUGAUAUUCUUACUAUAAUGGAAGAACAUAAUGAAGAUUAACUUUCAUUAAUUUACAUUCAUACUUUAUCAAACAAACAUACCUUCUAUUUCAAGAAAUUAGAACUUGCUAAUAAUAAUUGUUCAUACUGCACAUCUGGAUUGUUUAAAUUUGAUUUAGCCUCUUUUAAAUCCAUUAAAAUACAAGAUCUGAUCUGUAUCAAUAACAUAAUUAAAUACUAUGGAUGUAUAAACUUCUUAAGUGAAAUAUAAGAUUCUCCAACACUUUAAAUAUUCGGCUCCACUUUUCUAUUUAAUAGAGGAAGUUAAGGAGUUGCUAUUUCAUCAAACAAGCCUAUAAUCAUCAACUAGUGCAAAACCAUCUAAAAUAUUGCAACCAAUCAAGGAGGAGGGAUAUAUUUAGAACUGAAUAGUAAUCAAUUUAGUAUUGAAAAUUCUGUGAUUAUUCAAAAUCAAGCAGAAGAAGGAGGAGGACUACACAUUACUGGAAACGGCGUUUUGAAUUAGCAGAACUUGAAUAACACUUAUUUGCAUUUUAAUAAUGCAUCUGUUUAUGCCAAUAAUUUGGUUGUGAAUCCAACACAUUUGGCAUUGAGUAUUAAUUCCUAAGAAAUGAAAACGUUCAAGGCAGAUUCAGGAUAAAUUUAAGCAGAUGUUCUUAGAAUUACACCUUAUACUACUAUAUAAUAAGAAAAUUUAAUUGAAACUUCCUAUUUAAUGAUUUCCAGCGGUUAACCUUUUUAAGAAUUUUCUCUUUCUAUGCCCAAAUUAUAAUAAACAUAUAAAUAGAUUUAGACAAUAGAAAUAAUGUUAAAAAAUUCGUUAAAUGAAAUACAAAAAAACAUUGUUAACUCAACUUGCUUAAUAACAGAUAAGAUCGUUUUAAUAAAUGGAGAAACAAUAAAUGGAAAUCUUCAAAAUGUCUCAUUGCUCUACUAAACCGAUAAAAGUACUUUUGAUUUAAGUUCAAUUACUUUUUAUUUUGAUCCAUAUGAAAACGAUUACAGAUAUUUGGAAAUAUCAAUUAUAUGUUCAAAAGAAGGAUAAAUUAAUCCAUUAAAAUACAUGAUCUAAGCCUAGAGUUAUAAAUGCUAGCUUGGAGAAUUCCAUAUUGAAAAAGGUUGUUAAAUUUGCUAAUCCAAUCAAGGCUUUUACUCUGUAACAUACGAUGUUAUUAAAUGCUCUAUAUUUGAUAAGGAGAAAUUUUAGGAGAUAACAUCAAAUGCAAUAAAGUUACAGGAAGGUUAUUGGAGACCAAAUUAUUUAUCAGACUAUUCUACGUUAUGUUUUAAAAAACCAAGUUUUUGUGUGGGAGGUUGGAAAGUCGGAGAUGACCUUUGUAGCAAAGGACAUGUAGGAGCUCUGUGUGAAGAGUGUGAUAUUUAUAAUAUAAGGGGAGAGGGAUAAUACUUAAAAAAUUAAUAAAACUCUGAAUGUAUAUCGUGUUUUGGGAUAUCAGAUAGCAUACUCCCAUUUAUCUUAAAUUCAAUUUGGUAAAUUUAUUAAUAUAAUUUUAGGGCCAUUUUAUCCAUCAUCCUUACAGUUAAAAGCAUUGUAAAAUCUAAUGAUUUAUUCCUAUUUCUCAAAGUUAAAGAAAGAUUUAGUUAAAUACUCUUUAAAUUAAACUAAGGUAUAAUAAUUAUGUAUUGUAGAUCGUGAAAGCAUUUUAAUAAAAAUGUUCUUAAACUAUUUAUGGACGUUUUCCCUUAUAUUUACAUUCAAUAUAAGCUUUUCUUUUUAAUUUAAUUUUGUUGACUCAGCUAGUAAUACAUCCUUAUCAAUGGCUAAUAAUUUAGAUUGUUAUUUAUCACAAAUAGUUGGAUUUUAGUUAAUCUAUUCCAAAAUCAUUUUAAUAUUAUUAUUGAUAUUAUGGCAAUUCAUAAUCAUCAUGAUAGGAUUAUUGGUGAUUCCAGACAUAUUAAACUCAAAAUUUAAAUUAAGUGUUAUAUCUAAUAUUUUACUAUGUUUGUACAUUUUCAAUUAUGCUGGAUUUAUCAAAAUGUAUUUAAUUUAUUAUAAAACUUAGGCUAUGUUCUGCAGUAUCAUACAGAGAAAUAUCCAAUAUUUAAUACAUCUAGGGUGAUUUAACAUUAAGAUUCAAUACAGAAACUCAUUAUUAAUGGGUGUAUUUUUUAGUUCUCCCUGGGUUGAUAAUCUUCGGAUGCUUAAUCCCUUUGUUAUUGUUUUUGCUAAUGUAUUUUAAAAGAAAUGGAUUAGACUUUUAUAUGCUAAGACCUCAUAUUUGUUAUCUUUUUAACGAAUAUGUAACUAAAAGGUAUUACUGGGAAUAAAUUAAAUUGAGUAACAAAGCUUUAAUAAUCCUCUUUUUAACAUAUUUUGAGACCAAUAUACAUUUAAAAGCUUCCUUAAUUGGUUUGAGUUUGAUUUUUUAUUAGCAAUUUGCAGCAAAGAAAAAGCCUUACAUUAUUUAAAAAUUCAAUAUUCUAGAUUUGGAAAUGAGUUAAAAAUGUUCAGUCUCUAUAUUUUUAGCAGCCAUAAAGUAUGAAAGUGAAAUAUAAAAUAAUAAGGUAAUUUCACUUGCUCUGUAACUCUGCCUGAUACUACUAUUUUUUUUAAUAACUUUUCCUUUUAUUUAUCAAAUUGGAAUAACUAAUUAUAAGAAAUAUAAAUUACUUGUGUUUUCAUCAUUCCAUUUGGUUUUUAAGUACUUUAAGAUCACUAAAGCAUCAAAAGUAUUUGAGUAGUUUUUGGAUGAAUAAAGUAAAAAAGAUUAAAGACUGAAAGAAAAUUUCGCCAAAUUACGAAAAUUCCUUAUCCAAUUUUCAAAAGCCUAGAUAAAAAACAGACCGUAAGUUAUGAAAUUAAAUUUAGUGCUAUUCUAUCUAGAUUCAGUUCCGGUAAAAAUUACUAAUAAACUUUAUUAACUACAGAAAUACAGGCUUAAUCUGUCAUGUUAACAGCAAAUAGAUUGGAUUGA